AUAUUGCCUGCUCUAUAAAUCGAAUGCACAUGAAAACAUGUAUUUUAAAACACUUUCAGUUGGCUGUGCGAAAUUAAAUUCAAGAGACAAAAAAUGGGUAAGCACAAAAGCAGCUUGCAGGACUCCAUUAUGGUCCGCUUUAUGGAAAGCAACCCCGAUAUGGCCAAAGGCUUCAUAAAAGGCGAUAAGGCGAAGAGUGACAUGCAAUGGAGAGAGCUAGUAAAUGAACUGAACAGUAAUGGACCGCCUACAAAAGACGUCAUGGGUUGGAAAAAGGUUUGGAUAGACUGGAAAACUACGGUCCGCAAAAAAAAAUCGCACACAACAACUCUAAAGCCAGAGCUACGGGUGGUGGACCCUACAAUAAGUAUGUGCUUACCUCUACUGAAGAGAAAAUUGGCCAAAUUUGCGGAAUCUUUAAAGUUGUCGAAGGUAUAGAGAAUACGCGGGAGUUUGCGCAACAGGAAAAUGAAGAAUCAAGCAAUGACGAGAAUGAGAGAUCGAGCGUUCUCACUACCCCUGCUCCUAUUCCUAAUGUAGCCAGCACACCGAAACGUCGCCGGGAGCCUAGCUUCAAUGAGUGCAUUAAAAAAUACAUGGGUGAAAAAGGCAACGCGAUGGCAUCGAUGGCGGAAGACCUAAAAAAAAUUUCAGAAGAUAAAGGGAAUGUGCGCGCAAUAAAAGAUAUAAAAUAUGAACUCAAAGAGUUGAAUCGCAAAUUUAAAAAAUUUAACGAGAAUGUAGUUAGUAGUGUCGAAGAGAAGAAAAGACACCACCUCAAAAUAAAGAAAAUUCGAGAGGGAGAACUUGAAAUAAAGCGCAGGAAGGUGGAGCUGCAGGAGAUACUUAACAUAA
Molecule: messenger RNA, 855 nt
Organism: Rhagoletis pomonella (apple maggot)
Lineage: Eukaryota; Metazoa; Arthropoda; Insecta; Diptera; Tephritidae
Exons: 3
Coding region: 94-438 (114 amino acids)
Source: RefSeq, a predicted model, not a curated record